Messenger RNA from Manihot esculenta (cassava), 628 nucleotides. RefSeq lists its product as uncharacterized. Gene Ontology annotation, cellular component: nucleolus. Bases 52 to 408 code for a protein of 118 amino acids. NCBI's taxonomy places the organism in Eukaryota, Viridiplantae, Streptophyta, Magnoliopsida, Malpighiales, Euphorbiaceae. The record is from RefSeq and is a predicted model, not a curated record. The transcript has a single exon.
GAUUCAAGGAAUGAAGGCUCGAGAGGGAGCCGAGACAACCUGCGCAAAACGAUGUCGAAUCCGUACGAGAGAGUGAAAGGAGGGAGACUCACCUUCAAGGGAGGAAGCGUUGCCACUAGCAGCAAAGCCAUCGACAAGAAGAAGAAGAAGAAAAAGAACAAGAUUAAGGAUGAAAUGGAGCCACCUUCUGCCGUCGCGGUAGAUACAGAGCAUACUGAAACAGGCGGCGAUGGUGGUGGUGGUGCAGGCGAGAUAUACACAAUCGACGCGGCCAAGCGCCUCCAGUACGAGGAACUCUUCCCUGUGGAGACGAAGAAAUUCGGUUAUAAUGAAAAGUCAAAUUUCAAAUCGGUGGAGGAUGCCCUCGACGACCGAGUGAAGAAGAAGGCGGAUCGCUACUGUAAAUGAUGCAAUGUCUCAGGUCCGCUUCUUUAUUAGAGUUUAUGUUAUGUAGAUUUUCCUGCUCACCUUUGUUGUAUUAAAAUAUCAAAACUAAGAAUUCCUGUUUUGAAAAAAUCCUGUUUAACCAUUUAAUUAGGGGUUAGGGUUAUUGCUCCUAGUUCGAUUCUAAGGAACACCGGGAAAGCUAUUUAAAGUAAAUGAGCAAUUAUAAUCAGUACUUUGAAAA